Molecule: messenger RNA, 2319 nt
Organism: Penicillium olsonii
Lineage: Eukaryota; Fungi; Ascomycota; Eurotiomycetes; Eurotiales; Aspergillaceae
Source: the annotation of a GenBank genome assembly
AUGGGUCAGAAGAGAGGACGUGAUCCCAAGGCCCCAGCGGCUCAGGCGAACAAGCGCAAGAAGGCCGUCAAGGCUGACACUGGAAGCGACGAUGAGCGCUCCGUCGGAGUCGAGGACCUCAACUGGAAAGAAGUUGCCAUGCCCGACCGGAUGGAGGAUGCUGAGGGCUUCUUUGGUCUUGAGGAAAUCGAGGGUGUUGAUAUCAUCAAGAGCGGCGGAGAUGUUCAAUUCAAGGCCAAGACCGGAAAGCCAAGAAAGUCGAUUAUCAAGCCCCCCUCAGAAGACGAUGAUGGUGAGGAGUGGGGUGGAUUCAGCGACGAGGAUUCAUCUGAGAAGGCACCCGUUGCUGACAAGGCCGACGCCGAGAAGACCUCCGCCGCGCCUGAAGUAAACAAAGCCACGGAAGACAAGAAGUCGAAGAAGGAAAUUGCUAAGGAGAAGGCCAAGGAGAAGAAGAAGGCAAAGAAGGACGAGACAAAACCCAAGGACCAAAAGCCCAAAGAUUCAAAAUCAACCCAGGAUCGAAACAUCAAGAGCGGAAUCUCAUUUGCUGCUCUUGAGGAGGCCGAGGAUGAUGAUGGAGUCGAUGUUUCAGCCUGGGAUGCACUGAACCUCUCCUCCGAAAUCUACACUGCUCUUUCCAAGAUGAAGUUCAGCCAACCAUCAGCUAUCCAGAAGGCUGCCAUUCCGGCUGUCCUUGAUGGCCACGACGUUGUUGGAAAGGCCUCUACGGGUUCCGGUAAAACGCUGGCGUUCGGCAUUCCCAUUAUCGAGCACUACCUCGACCAGAGAGGAAAGCAGGGAGAGAAGGAGGAAAAGACCAAAGCUCCCAUUGCACUGCUACUGUCUCCCACCCGUGAAUUGGCCCACCAGCUAGCCAGACAUCUCGGGGAACUUAUUGCCAACUCCCCCGAUACAAACGCCCGCAUCGCUCUGUUGACCGGAGGUCUGUCUAUCCAGAAGCAGCAGAGGCAGCUCGCACACGCAGACAUCGUCAUUGGAACACCCGGUCGUGUGUGGGAGAUCCUCAGCACCGGAACCGGAUUGAUCCGGAAGAUGCAGAAGAUUCGUUUCUUGGUUGUGGAUGAAGCCGAUAGGCUUCUGAGCCAGGGAAACUUCAAGGAGGUGGAAGAUAUUCUUGGCGCGCUUGAUAAAGAACAAGCCGGUGACAUUGACGAGAUGGAAGAGAAAAAAGAGGAAGAGCCCAGCCAAAGGCAAACCCUUGUGUUCUCAGCUACAUUCCACAAAGACCUUCAGCAAAAGCUGGCAGGAAAGAGCCGCUGGAGUGGCGGUGACAUGCUGGACAACAAGGAAUCUAUGGAGUAUCUCCUGAAGAAGUUGAACUUCCGCGAAGAGAAGCCCAAGUUCAUUGACGUGAACCCCGAGUCUCAAAUGGCCUCCGGCCUCAAGGAGGGAAUCGUGGAAUGCCCUGCCAUGGAAAAGGAUCUCUACCUCUACUCAGUUCUUCUAUACUAUCCCAAGCACCGCACAAUUGUGUUCACAAACUCCAUUUCUGCCGUCCGCCGCAUCACACAGCUCUUGCAGGUUCUGCAACUCCCUGUAUUCGGUCUUCACUCCAACAUGGCUCAAAAGGCCCGACUCCGCUCCGUGGAGCGCUUCUCCUCACCCACCGCCGACCCCAGCUCUAUUCUCGUUGCCACUGACGUUGCUGCUCGUGGUUUGGAUAUCAAGGGUAUCAACUGCGUCAUUCACUACCACGUUCCCCGUGCAGCGGACGCCUACGUCCACCGAUCCGGUCGUACUGCCCGUGCCGGCGAGUCCGGAAAGAGUAUUCUCAUCUGUGCCCCCGAAGAAGUUGUCGGAGUCGCUCGCCUCGCUGCAAAGAUCCACGCCAAGCGAACCAAGGGCGAAGACGAUGACGCACCCAGCAAGAAAAUUCCCCUCGAGUCUCUCGACAUUGAUCGUCGGGUCGUGGCUCGUCUCCGCCCCCGCAUGACCCUUGCCAAGCGCAUCACCGACUCCACCAUUGCCAAGGAGAAGGUCAACACCGAAGAUAACUGGCUUCGUGCCGCGGCUGACGAUCUCGGUGUCGAGUAUGACAGCGACGAAUUCGAUCAGUCCAAGGGCAAGGGCCGUGGUCGUGGUGGUGGCCGUGAGCGUCGCGACAAGGAAGCUAGCGAGAUGACCAAGUCCGAAAUGGCUGGUCUUCGCGCCGAGCUCAAGCAGCAGCUUUCUCAGCGGAUCAAUAUUGGUGUCAGUGAGAAGUACCUGACUGCGGGUCGCAUUGACAUUGAUGCCCUUCUUCGUGGCGAGGGCAACAAGUCCUUCCUUGGGCACCUCGACCCUCUGACAUUCUAA